Messenger RNA from Musca vetustissima, 1547 nucleotides. RefSeq names its product ADP-dependent glucokinase. The transcript is spliced from 4 exons. The coding region runs from base 33 to 1547 and encodes 504 amino acids. Gene Ontology annotation, cellular component: endoplasmic reticulum. Gene Ontology annotation, biological process: glucose metabolic process. Gene Ontology annotation, molecular function: ADP-specific glucokinase activity. NCBI's taxonomy places the organism in Eukaryota, Metazoa, Arthropoda, Insecta, Diptera, Muscidae. The record is from RefSeq and is a predicted model, not a curated record.
CCUAUAUGUCGUAGAGGAUCACUCGAAGAACCAUGACGUUGCUCAAAUAUAUGUCCCUGAUAACAACCUGUUCGGUAUUUGCAGCCUUAAUAUCGAUUGUGUGGCAGGCAUUCCUAUCGUUGAAACAAUUGAAUAAGGUGACACAGAUUUUAACCAGUUUGCUGGCCAUUGAAAGUCAACUGAAACGACCUUGGGAACCGAAACCCAAGGUGGCAUUGGGUUAUGGUGCUUGCAGUGAUUUGGUAAUUAGUGGUACGGAAUUUCUUAACUAUUCCAGUGCUAUUGUACCCGAUGUGCUGGGGCCAGAGUUUACCGUUGAUGAAAUCAAUGAUGAGGCGGAAUUGUUGCAGACAUUUGGUUAUUAUUUUCAGAAUGGAGCAGCGGCAGAAAGAAGUAUGCCAAACCCCUAUUUGUUUAGGAAACUGAUACAAAUUGCCAAGAAACAGCAUCGUGAUCGCAUACAAUGGUUUAUUGGGGGCAAUGCCCCCUUAAUGGGUAUACGCUUUGAUAAGGAAGGCUGGAAUGUGUUGUUGGGGGCACGCAUGUCACACAAACUUCGCCGUCUAAUACCUAAUAAUAUCAAAAUUGCCGGUGACCAAGUGGAGGAGGAUGAUAUCCAUUUGAUAUUGGAAUAUAAGGCUGGUGAACAAUGGGGCCCCUUUACAGCUCCACGUGCCAAUCGUUAUAUCCUGCACAACGAUCAAAAUAAUCCGCAUUUAAAUUCCCUGGAACAACUGCAGAAAACGGUGAAAGACUAUCAACCGGAUUUGUUUGUCAUCAGUGGCAUACAAAUGAUGGAUAGUUAUAAAUUUGAGGUGGGCAUACGGGAGGAACGUUUGCUAAAGGUUAAUAAACAAAUCAAUGAACUGACACCACGUACCCAGAUACACUUUGAAAUGGCCUCAUAUGUGGAAAUAGAAUUACUACAGCAAUUGAGAAAAUACAUUUUACCCUAUGUCGAUUCGUUGGGUAUGAAUGAACAAGAGCUGGAAAAUUUGGUCCAGGUAAUGGAAUUUGGGAAGACAAGUUUUGCCACGGAUAGUAAUCCUCGUGUCGGAGCCACCUUAGAUCAUAUGCGUACGGUGUUUAGUAUAUUGGCUAAGGACUACUAUCAAAAUGCCUCAAGUGUCAUAAAGACGAAACGACGUAUGGUAACACGUAUCCACUUGCACACCCUGGCUUUUCAGGCCAUGCUCACGGUGAAGAAUAGUGCUUGGAAAAAUACACAAAUUGGGGCGGCCAAGGCUUCGCUUGUGGCCCAUCGUUAUGUGUGUCAAACGCAAAUGAUCAACCCCGAAUCCGCCACCCUAAUAUUAGAUGAUAGCUUCUCCACAUCUUUGGAUGCUGAGAAAUCGCAACGUAUUCUUUUAGAUCCCCAAAAUGCUGUACCCUGCUGGUCGGAAACAUUACGCAUAGAAACCUCAACGGCACCAAGGGAUGUUGAAAUUGAAAUUUGUGUGGCACCGGUGUUGGUUUGUCGGGUGGCCAAAAAGACAGCUGGGGCUGGGGAUAACAUAUCGGCGGCCGGGUUAUCACAACAAUUGUAG